Messenger RNA from Daphnia carinata, 1347 nucleotides. RefSeq names its product origin recognition complex subunit 4-like (gene Orc4). Gene Ontology annotation, biological process: DNA replication; DNA replication initiation. Gene Ontology annotation, cellular component: nucleus; nuclear origin of replication recognition complex. The record is from RefSeq and is a predicted model, not a curated record. Lineage: Eukaryota; Metazoa; Arthropoda; Branchiopoda; Diplostraca; Daphniidae. The transcript is spliced from 8 exons. Bases 18 to 1289 code for a protein of 423 amino acids. Gene Ontology annotation, molecular function: DNA replication origin binding; ATP binding; ATP hydrolysis activity.
UUAAAAGAAACACAAGAAUGACAUCUUGUACUGAAAUUUGUCGUUCCAUUUUACUAAAACGAAUGGUUUUCAACACUCAUUCUAAUAUCGCCAUACCAGAUGAAUUUCUAGAACAUCAAAAUUAUGUAUUCAAUUUACUGAAAAGCACCGUAGUAAAUGGAGAAAACAAUUCUGCUUUGCUGAUUGGACCCAGAGGAAGUGGGAAAACAAUGUUAAUUAACAGUGUAAUAGCUGACCUCGAAGCUACCUGCAAUUUAGAAAAGGAUUAUGUUGUCAUUAAGUUGCAUGGCUUCUUCCAAACCGAUGAUCGAAUAGCCAUUCAAGAGAUAACAAGACAACUCUUUCUGGAGGAGGAAACAGCUAACAGAACAUUUGGCUCAUUUUCAGAAAACCUCAAUUUUCUUUUGGAUUCAUUGAAAGUAGCAGAUAGAAAAACAGCAAAAUCCAUUAUUUUCAUAAUAGAUGAGUUUGAUCAAUUCUGCCAACAUAAAAAUCAAACUUUAUUGUACAAUCUGUUUGAUGUGUGCCAAUCUGCUCAGGCUCCAAUGGCUGUCAUUGGAUUAACAUGUCGAAUGGAUGCAAUUUCUUUGUUUGAAAAGAGAGUCAGAUCAAGGUUUUCUCAUCGUCAAAUUUAUCUGCUCCUCAAGCCUGACUUCCAAAAAUACAACGAAACGUUUGUCAGCCUUCUUCGACUACAACCGAGCCGAGAACUAAAAGCCAUUUACGUGCGAAGCUGGAAUAAGUCUGCCGAAGAUCUUGCACAAGAUCCGGUGGUGCAAGGAUCGCUUAAAAAAGUAUUCAACUUGAAUCCGAAGCUACGCCUUCUACAGAAUAUAUUGCUAGUCGCGUUAUCACGUCUGGGUGAAAGUCAUCCGUUCCUGUCGUCCAAGGACAUCGUAACCGCCAUUGAGUCUCAAACUACUGAUUGCAAAACGUUGCAACUGCAGGGCUUGUCUGUCCUCGAGCUACAGUUGUUAUUAUGCAUGAAAUACCUAGAUAAAAUAUAUUUUGGCGAGCCUUGUAAUUACGAGAUGGCCUUCUACGAGUAUACCAAGCAAAUGAAAAACAGCUCAAUGCAAAAAUUUGACCGACAAAUCGCGAUGAAAGCUAUGGAACACCUGGAGACGUUAGAGCUUAUCCGACCGGUUGAAGGGAUUUCGUCUUCCAAGGUCCAAAAAGAAUUCGUUGUCUACAAUAUUCUCGUCACGUCUGAGCAGUUAUCAGCUGCCAUCUCAAAGUAUCCCGGUCUUCCCACCGAAGUCAAACAAUUGGCAGACACGUGUCUUUAAGAAAACAUUUCAACGUCACAUCCAUCUCCCAACUCGUUGUGGCAUUUGCCAGGUGUAU